Messenger RNA from Cynara cardunculus var. scolymus (artichoke), 885 nucleotides. RefSeq lists its product as uncharacterized. Gene Ontology annotation, molecular function: zinc ion binding; nucleic acid binding. The transcript has a single exon. Bases 1 to 885 code for a protein of 294 amino acids. The record is from RefSeq and is a predicted model, not a curated record. NCBI's taxonomy places the organism in Eukaryota, Viridiplantae, Streptophyta, Magnoliopsida, Asterales, Asteraceae.
AUGGAGUCGGUACUCCAUAUUAGCAAGUGUUCCGAAGACUGUAAGGUGGAGUAUGCAACAUGCCAACUUCAGGGAAGAGCCCUAACUUGGUGGAACAUACAAGUUCAAACCCGUGGUCGCCAAGCUGCCUAUGAAUUAACAUGGGAAGAACUCAAAAAGUUGCUUAUCGAAGAGUAUUGUUCUAAGAGAGAAAUUCAGAAAUUGGAAGUCGAAUUCUGGAAUCACACCAUGAUUGGAAUAGAGAUAGACAAAUACACAGCUCGUUUUCAUGAGCUUGCMAAGUUAGUACCUCAUAUGGUCACUCCAGAGGAGAAACGAAUUGAUCGGUAUAUUUGGGGAUUGGCACCUGAAAUCCGAGGGAUGGUCACGUCGGCAAACCCAACCACUAUACAAAACGCGGUGGUUUUGGCAAACCGUCUGACAAAUGAUGCAGUUAGAUCAGGGAUUUUAAAGCAAAACAAAUUUGGUGGAAAGAAGAAACUAGAGGAGCAAUCGUGGAAAAGGACCAACAACAAUUUAGGCAAGAACCAAAGAGUGGUGAAGAAUUUUGGAGUAAAGGCUCAGGAACUAAAGCUGUAUAGUCGGCCACUUCUGAAAUACAGCAAAUGUAAUUAUUACCAUGUAGGGGCCUGUCCCACAUGUGGCAAAUGUAAUCGGUUGGGUCAUAUUGCCAAGUUCAGUAGAGAGGAAAAGGAAAUCAAGGAURGAAUAAGGGCAUGCUAUGAGUGUGGAAGUCAGGAUCACUUCAGGAAUAAGUGCCCAAGGAUGAUUAGAGGAUCGAGCAUCAACAAUGCCGGGAACCAGGAAAGGCAAACCAGUCAGGGAAAUCAAGGAGGCCAGGCUCGGGGAAGGGCAUUUGCAAUAGGAGCCGAAGAGGCACGUUAA